Molecule: messenger RNA, 4386 nt
Organism: Diplodia corticola
Lineage: Eukaryota; Fungi; Ascomycota; Dothideomycetes; Botryosphaeriales; Botryosphaeriaceae
Product: telomerase holoenzyme est3 subunit
Exons: 2
Coding region: 1-4386 (1461 amino acids)
Biological process (GO): telomere maintenance via telomerase
Cellular component (GO): chromosome, telomeric region; telomerase holoenzyme complex
Molecular function (GO): telomeric repeat DNA binding
Source: RefSeq, a predicted model, not a curated record
AUGUCGGGAAAUCAGCCUUAUGGCAUUCUGCAGCCAUGGCUCGCUGCAACGGUGGAAGAUGAGGUCGAAGGCGCCAUGGGGUACUGGGAGAUGAGCCCAAGCCAGAGGGCGAAAUGUACCGCCUCGCAGGCGCUCGAGGUCAUGUACGAGGACGACGGAAGCAACCUGCGAAUGGAGGUCUACAGAAAUGUCAAAGACAAAGCAUUUGUCCAGCUUGUAGAGUUUACUCAAGUCGAAGACGACGAGCCCAUCGACGCCGUCGUGUCGGACAGCGAGAGCUCCAUCAAAAUAAGGUUUUCCAAAAAGCUGCGGGAACAGCUCGAAGAGAAGAUGAGGCGUCGCAUCACGCAGUGCACCAAAGGCGGCAUGGUCAGGCUCAAGCAGUUCGAGAUCAUUGUGCCACGUUUCAACGCAAGUGAUGGGGAUCCGAUGCAUCUUCUUCUCAAAGAUGCUGAGUUAUACGGUGGACAUGGCGCGGCCGUGUAUGGCCACCCGAGGCCAAUCGAGACCUCCCCGAAGAUUAGGAGACUGCUCAGGCGUUUCCACAGGACACAUUCAGAGAAUGGCAGCGAUGAUUCAGCAUCGGAGCAUACGCCAGAGGGCUCCGAUGACGAGGUGCUCUCUCAAGGGGAUCCAUCAGAAGCCAGCCAAAGCCAAUUCGGGACCCAGGCGCCUUUUUCUCAGCCGCCUGUUCUUCACAAAAGAGAUGGCACCACGAUUCCAUCUCCUACCAUGAUCAAGAAAGAGCCGAUCGAGCAAACGAGCGCAUGGAAACAAGUCCAACCCAAGUCGGCAAAUACCCGGCAGGUGCUUGCACUCCUAGGCCAGCAGCGCGGACAUCAUGUACCAGCAGAUGCCUCGAUGCCCCCUCCCGCUCGCCCAGGGGCAAUGCGUCAACACUCACACUCACCUUUAUCACACUCAAAAGUUCAGAGCCCCAAGCAAAACGUAAUCCGAGAUGUAGCUGAAGAAGAGCAUGAAGAGGUAGCCGAUCAGGUCAUGGACGUGGCAGAUAUUUCCGAUCUCAUUGCCUUAGAUGAGAAUCCCAUUGUUACAAGCGAUCCCAGAGAAUCGGAAAAUCCGGUCGAAGAGCAUGGCCCGGGUAAGAGCAACGCCUCCGAAGAAACUGGGUUCUCCGCCGAACUACAACUACUUAAAGGCGCUGGCAACCCAAAUAACACCCCUACUUCGUAUCAGAUCCCGGCCGUCAGUAGUUCCACGGUGACUACGACUAAUUCCAGUCUUCCAAACGUGUUGCCAACAACUGAGAAGGACCCGGUGGCGCAAGCCUCCCAGAAAUGCAAAGAGCGGCUCUUUCAUCAUCCCCGUUGGAACUGUGUGCUCCCUGCUACUCGUUCAGCCUGUAACAUACCUCCGGAUCAAGAGAAUAUCUUGGAAAGGCCCGACUCCAUCCUUCCCUCACCUGUCGGGCACCAUUUUCCCGUGGGCAACAUACCACGUCAUAUACUGAUUAAAUUGUCAACAAAGGCAGAGGAGCGUAGUGGCAUAUUGCAAGUGCCAGAAGACGACGCCGAAGAUUCGGAAGAUCAUUCAAUUGAGCCUGAAAAUGUGCCGACUUCGGAUAUCUCUUGGCCCGAAUCCCCCGUUCGGACGGUGAAACGCUUGGCAGACCUCCCGCCAGAUAGCAGUGUGCCGGAAGAGCAGGACACAGGCGAGAGUGCUAUGUUUUCUCAGAGAAGAGGAGCAAAUAAUUCACAUCAUCCUGAUAUUCCUUCAUCGCCGCCGCAUACAUCCUCGCAAUCUAAGUUUCAAGAUGAUCCAAUGGAUGACGAGUCUGACUUGGAAACCUCUGUGCCACAAGCAUUCUCAUAUGCCCAACAAGAGCGAUUUCCGAAAAGUCAAGCGGGUCGGCUGGACGAACUUGACAGUCGCAAAGACCCCCCUUCCGACCGAAUGUCACGGCAUGUUUCCUCAUCUGGACAACUUUACACACAUUUGCACCUUCCAGAAACCUCUCAACCUUUGCAGAUGACGAACUCGUCCGUUUCGGGCGUGACCCUGCCCGUAACACAGCCGCCCCGGUCACCGCUGCGUGAGGAACACAGUAUUUCAUCCUCAGCACCGGUCAUGCCAUGCUCGUAUGAAGUUGCAAGGGCACCACACAACACUCAACACGGGUCUACAUUUGACGGCAGUGCUGAAAGCAAGAUGGUAUCUCUUCCGGACCAAGAAGAUGCGCUGGUGGAACGUCAGAUCCAAAAUGAGCAGGCUAGUCGGCCUUCGCAGCGGCGAAAUCUAGCUUCACCUCCAUUCCAAGACCGAAAUACUUCUGCCAGCCCUACAGUGCGAUGUGAAAGAGCAUCGCAAUGCGAGACAUCCCCUGCAAGAAGCUCACCAUAUCCACCCGCCUGCAAGGACCCACCCAUAAAACGGGAAGCACAGUCCCCGUCACCUCCAAAUGAAUCCCGCAAGCGAGUCAAGAAGUCUCACACAAACUUCCACUUCAGCCAAGAUCCGCCCAUAUCACAAGAUCCUUCUGCUCACUUACGCAGUGCGAGGCGUCAAUUUUUCACCAACAGGGAGAUGGACAGUCCUGUCGAUGAGUCUCGGCAACGCCGAGGUUCUGGAUCCUCUGCCUCAAGCCAAGUAGAAUCUGAACUUGGCAACUCGCCAGCGCGCUCUUUCAGUGCACGGAGUACCAGAUAUUCUGUUCAAGUGAAAAAGGAGCAUGCUGAGGAAGAACCGAAUAAUGAUAGUGGGUCUCGGCAACCCUCUACCUCGGGCAUACGGCGGCCGGCAUCAAGUGGCACGAACUCGGACACCCCUAGAGUCGAAACCCUUGUAGGGGUUAAAGCUGAGGCCAUUGAGGAUGAUGGGCCGUCAUUGUCACUCAUGGAAACAGAUGCCACUUCUAGACGUACUUCUCAUGAAGCCAUGGACAUCGACAUCCCCACAGGAGAACAUUAUCAAGCUUCUGCAGUCGACCUCACCACCACUGAAGCUCAAUGUGCGAAUACGGCUGAAGACACUACCCACGUUGAAGAAACGGUGUUACUCGGCCAUUCCAAAUCACCGCAGAAUGAGGCUCACAUCGUUCCACCAACAGAUGCUGGCAUUGCCGACAGCAUGGGGACUCCCGGCGAUCCAACAGCCCCUUCUCUCGUUGAGAAAAUGAUGCCACCCACCACAAGGCCACAGCAAACUGCGGCUAACGAUACUUCGGUGAACCCUCGCGGUGGUGCCGACGCGGGACUAACAGAACUCGGGCAAACCGAGCCACCCGGCAAGGAUCCCGGUGUCACAAAGCCGACUGAUAUUUUCGACCAAUUCAGCCAGGCUUAUCCCGAGUACACUGGAAACCGUAAACAUUUUGAGAACCUCUGUGGGCAACUGGAAUGGUUGCGAAGUAUUGAACGGGGCCUUCACCCGUUUCUAUGGGAUGACUAUAUCAUCAGAUCAAGGAUUGACUUCAAGAAUUACACCGAGGGGUGUGCUGACGAAGGCAUUGAUCCUCUCCCAUGGUACAAGUAUUACGUGGAGGCAAUUUAUACGCCCCGGUUCAAGAGAGGGAUCAUGAACCCAGCCAUGCUAGAGAGGUUCUUUGCUGAGCAGGGCAGACCUUUGAAGCCCGUCAUUCACUCAAAUGUAUCUCGGAUGGAGCCCGCAGCGGAGAGAGGCCCGCCUUCCACGAUUACCCCGCUCGUUGAUAACACCCCACGAAGCAGAGACAACCAUCGCCCCAGAGGGCCCAGGCGACGGGGGCGAAAAACCGCCUCCAACCUACAAUAUGGAUCGACUGGCUCACCGCUUCAGCAAAUCGCGAAUCGACCGGCUGCUCAUCCGACCACUUUCCCGGCCACGGGUCCUUCACCCGCUCCCAAUGAUAAGGCCCUGCCGUCGGUCACUUCCAUCGCGCAUCCACUUCCUCGUAGGCCGCCUCAGCCUGUACCCGCUCCCGCUUCCGGGCCGUCACCCAAGCCACCCGCCGCUACGGCCCAGCGGCCGCCCAGAGGCCCAGGCCAAAACAGGCCUCCUGCUCCCGCUCCACUAAGUUCGGCAACAUCCGCAAGAGCAGCGAUCACAUCCUCAGCCCGUGCCGUGUCCAACAAAUCGUUAAUUCCGUUGAGCUCGCGUGCUGGGCCGGAACUGACGGCGAAAGGGAUCGUCAAGCACGCCACCACCAGGAACAACGACAAUGACAACAGCAAGCGCAACGGUAACAGCAUGCCAGCACCAUCUACCAGCACCAAUGAGAAGCGCCCGAACGGCAUGCCCGGUCCCCCGCCCCCGGCUAGUUCGGCACAGCGCGAGAGCAGCAAUGCCAAGGGCGACAAGCCGAAGCCAAAAACUAUGUUCACAAUGUACAAGGAGCAGCGGAAGAACAGAUCCAGGCCUGGGGGGAGUCGGGCUGGGAGUACGGCUUAG